AUGGCCGCACCCGCACUUCCAGCUUCCCUCACACCUGCCCUCAGCGACCGCGAUGCCAUCGCUGACGCCCUCUACCGUGGCGUGAUCGCUUUUGACACCGCUGACGAUGCUCUCUUCAAAUCUGCCUUAACUGAUGACGCCGUCUUGGUCCUCAACGGCACCACCAUGGAAGGCUACGACGCCAUCUACAGCCAAUGCUACGCCAACAUCGCCAAGAUGGACACCAACCACUUCCUAACCAACAUGCGUAUCAACAUCACCGAAGAAUCAAAGGCUCAGGCGUCAUGCUCUGCUCUUUCUCAACACUACCGCGGUGGAGAGGGCAUGAAGCCCGGCUCCGAAUUCCUGCUUGCUGGUGGAUUAUACGCGGUCGAGCUGGUUAGAGAUGCUGGAGACGGAUUGUGGAAGAUUAAGCACUGGACGCUGAAGACCACUUGGGGACAAGGUGACUGGGGCGUUUUCGGGAAAUAG
This is a messenger RNA of Penicillium egyptiacum, 471 nucleotides long. The record is from the annotation of a GenBank genome assembly. Lineage: Eukaryota; Fungi; Ascomycota; Eurotiomycetes; Eurotiales; Aspergillaceae.